GUGGAGCGGUGCUGGUGUUUCAACAAAAAUUUUCUGAGUUUUCACAAAUUUUAUUUAUUUCUGUUUAGUCUAUUUAUUAGUGUUCCUUGGGCUCUUUGCUUUUACAAACCACGCUCACAAAGAGUCAUGAAGAAAUACGUAUUUUUCGUGUUUCUUCAACUCAAUAUACAUUACGGUGUGCGUUCAUUUAAUCUCGAGACAAGAAUACCUGUUAUCAAGAGAGGAUUGGAUGGUUCCUAUUUCGGUUAUUCCGUAGCGGAGCACCAGGAAACGCUUGACGAUGGAAAACAUAAAAGCUGGAUGCUGAUCGGUGCACCCUUGGAUCAAAAUAAACAACCAGGGACUAACCGAUCUGGUGCACUGUGGCAAUGUCCCUUAACAACAUUCACCAAUGACUGCAUCCAAGUCAUAACAGAUGGACGGGAAAGUAAGAUUUCACAAUACUAUAAUUACAGCAGUAAUGUGACAGACAUGGUAUUAUAGUAAUGAGCCACUAUAUUAUAUAGGCAAGCUGCGAAGAGCAGACAAACCUGACUCAAAGCUAUUUCAGCUGUUCUACGUUGGCUGUGUGAAAUAUCAACGUUGAAUUGAAACCGAACGUGGUUUUUACGAUUCAAAUGUUGAUUCUGGAACACUGAUACCUCCUCGUGAGGAUGAGAUAAAAAAUAAUCAAUGGCUAGGAGUGACUGUUCGCAGCCAAGGUGUUGGUGGAAAGGUUAUGGUUUGUGCUCAUCGUCAUAUAGUGAAAACGGCUGAUUCGCAAUGGGGCCAAGGGCAGUGUUAUAUACUGACUCAAGACUUAAAAUUCCAAGAUAUCAAAAAACCCUGCUCCGGGAAACCGACUGACAAGGCACAUGAACAGUUCGGCUACUGUCAAGCCGGAACUAGUGGAAUGUUGACGUCGGAAGAUCGUGUAGUCAUCGGUACACCAGGACCCCAUACAUGGCGAGGAACUAUGUAUGUUCUUCCAGUCUCAGAUGACUUUCUAUCCCGUGAUAAUACAGUUUACAAUGUACCUAUGCAGGAUGCCUCUCCAGUCAAUAAAUACAGUUACUUAGGAAUGUCGGUGACUGUGGGAAAUUUUUUUGGCACGGGACUAGCCUACGCAGGCGGUGCACCACGUUCCAAUGGGACGGGUCAGGUUAUCAUGACGAUUCGUCGUGAUAAUAAACCAGACAUGACCGUCGUCCUGAUUUUGGACGGGGAACAAUUUGCUUCCAGUUACGGCUACGAAAUUACGUCGGCAGAUGUUAAUGGCGACAAAAUCAGCGAUCUGAUUGUUGCUGCGCCUUUUUAUUUUAACAAGGCUGAGGGCGGUGCUGUAUACGUAUACACGAAUCUGUGUAGCAAUCCAAAUGCUAAUGAGAAAUGCAACAAGCCGACGAAGCUCGUCGGUCGCGAGGAAUCUAGAUUUGGAUUCGCUCUGGCGAAUUUAGGAGAUCUAAAUAAAGAUGGUUACGAAGAUAUAGCGAUCGGUGCACCUUACGAGGGAAUGGGAGCUGUCUACAUUUAUUUGGGAUCUAAAAAUGGUAUCAUUACUGUGCCUUCACAAGUAAUUCAUACAGAGGAGAUGCCUACGACAUUGAAAACCUUUGGUUACUCAUUAAGCGGCGGAAUAGACAUGGACCAUAAUGGAUAUCCUGAUUUAUUAGUGGGGGCUUACGACAAUGACGCUGUUGUACUUCUACGUUCUAGAAAAAUUAUUGAUAUCACAACGUAUGUACGGUUCUUAACGAAGAAUGGAUCUUAUCAGGAUAAAAUGGAACCUAUUGAUCCUAAUAAAUCAGGAUGCUUUGCUGAUCCAACAUCCAAUUAUACAUGCUUCUCAUUUAUAGCUUGCUGUAAGACAGAAUCCUCGGUAAAGGAUGAUAUGCAAGAUGUGAAAUUAAAUUAUUAUAUAGCAGCUGAGACGUUUUUGGGAAUAAAAAAAUUCUCCAGGGUUUGGUUCGGUACAAGAAAUUCUUCAGUAGAAAAACCACUAUUCAUUAACCGUAAUGUCACAUUAGAUCCAACGAAGCUUGAAUAUUGUCAGAAAGAGACUUUAUACUUAAAGGAUAAUAUCAGUGACAUUCAAUCGCCUAUAAAGUUCCGCUUAAGUUACACGUUACUUCAGGAAGAACCUGAAAUGCCUGCUGAAGGACUGCCACUUCCGGACAUAAAAAAAUACCCGAUUUUGAAUCAGCAGGAAGCAGCACGUAUCUUUGAAGCAACUUUCCAAAAAGAUUGCGGAAGCAAUGACAUUUGCGAGAGCGAUCUCCAGAUUGAUGCUAAAUUGAAUUUAUCAGCAUCAGCAAUUAAACCAAAUUUCUAUGAACUCUUGCUAGGGGAAAGAGAACAAGUCAUCGUGAAUAUUACUGCUAGAAAUUUCGGUGAAUCUGCAUACGAGGCUAAACUAUUCAUAAAGCAUUCACCGAGCUUAAAUCAUCAUGGCCGUAGGAUCAUUAACUCUGUCAUUUGUGAUUCCCACAAUACCACCUUAGUGUACUGUUUGAUUGGAAAUCCAUUUAAGAAGGAUGAUCCAUUGAAUUUUCAAGUGAAGUUCGAUCCUAAAGGUUUAGAGGAUAAUGAAGCCGAGAUAGAAUUUGUAAUUUUUGCAAAUUCAACUUCCACAGAAAUUACAAAAAAAGAACCAGUGCGUUUGCAGGCUACUGUACUCAAGAAAGCAGAAUUAUCCAUCAGCGGAAGUGCCAAGACCCAAUGGGUCGUGUAUGGGGGACCUGCUAUUGGGGAAUCUGCUAUAAAGCAAUUGAACGAAAUAGGCCCAAAAGUUUCUCACAUUUAUGUGGUAUACAAUGAGGGACCUUGGAAAGUGAGCAGCGUCGAAGUACGAAUUUCGUGGCCCUAUGAAGUAGCAAAUGAUAAACCGCACGGCAAGUGGCUUCUGUACCUGGAGGAAAUGCCAACUGUUGAAGCUCUAGGAGAUGGCGAGUGUACGCUUUCUCCAGGAUUUGAGGCCAACCCAUUGAAACUACAGGGCAGCUUAGGUCCUGACGACUUAGGUCCUCUAUAUCCUCUAUCUACAACGCCUCCGUCAGAUCUUCGUAAUGAAACUAAUUUCGUACGAAGGAGACGAGACACGGAAAAGAUUGUGAAUACGCACACGAUUGUCGACAAGGAGGGUCAUAAGCACCAGGUGGUUUCUAUGAAUUGUAAGGCUGGCACGGCUAAGUGUUUCGACAUUAUAUGCAUAAUUUAUAACUUGCAAAGGAAACAGGAAGCAACUAUCACCGUGAAGGCAAGGUUAUGGAAUUCGACGCUCGUGGAAGAUUAUCCAAGAGUGGAUAAGGUGAAGAUUAGUUCCAAUGCGAGGAUAAUUAUUCCAUCAAAUAUUGUGAUUCAGCAGGAGAAUGUCAAAGAUGAUCAGGCAAUUGCCGAAACAAUUGCGUAUCCAGAUUUAUUGGGUCAACAGGACGCAGAACCAGUGCCAAUUUGGAUAAUAAUAGUAGCGGUAGUAGCAGGUCUGUUGUUGUUAAUUUUACUGACUCUGGUUCUUUGGAAACUUGGAUUUUUUAAAAGACGCCGACCUGACCCGACACUUUCUGGAAAUUUGGAAAAGCACAGAGACGACAAUCCGGAGCAGGAGGCGUUAUUCAACAAACACUAAAAGUAAUUUUACUUAAUAAUUCAUAUGCCCGGAACAGGCCUUCAAGUAAGAUAUUCAACGUACCGAGUACCAGAUCAGAGUACUUACAAUUAAGUAAAAACUAGAAGAAAAACAGAAAAAGCGAAAAGAAAAGCGUAUUUAUGAUUACAUAGUAGUUUAAACGAAGAUGCCUUGUAUUUUGAGAAGAGAUCUGCGAUUUCUUCGCCAUUGAAUUUCACUGGCAGCAUUUCUUUAGUGCCUUAAGAAAGCUAUGAAAGUAUAAAUGAUGUUUAUUUCUUUUUCUCUCGCAAACCCUUCUGGCAAGACUGACGAGCGAUUAAAAAAUGGCUAAGCCGAACGGUGCUGUUGUCUAAAUAUUUUUUUUUUCUAUUAUAUUAUUUUUUACAAAACUUCAUUACGAAUGAAAUACAACUAAUAACAGUGGAUAAUCACGUACCUAAUUUUCUUAAGACCCAGUAGUCAUGAUUCGAAAGUCAAGAUAAGAGUCAUCAUUCGAAACGCUUUAACGAUUGUCUCGAAAAAUAUGCAUAUAUAUAACAGAAAAAAGCGUUUGUGCAAGAUGCAACUGUACAUUUUCUACUCCCUUUUAGUUAAUAAUCAGAUAUUUAUUGGAUGUCAAGUUCUCCAAAAGAUCCUACUUUAAAGUUUGUGUAUUUUGAACCACUGCCUCCAGGAAUAUUAUCAGGACAUACUCGUUACGCUAAAAACAUUCCACUAGGUGGAUAAAAACGAGUCUACUUGGUCGUCUAUAAAAACUUGUUUGAAAAGGUUCAUCGACAUUUAUCAUUAUCCAUCAUAAAAUCAAUUGCCAUCGAAUACACAUAUACAAUGUGGUUAGGAUCUGUACAUUUUCAUAAUAUUAUGUGAAAUGUAAAAGUCAUUUAAUUUUGUAUCAGACGUAACUACGUUGUACGUUGAGCAUGAUUUUAAAUUUUGUACUUACGCCCUGUGCAACUUUGUCUUUCGCAAGUUCUCAAACGGUGCUUUAAUUUUUGUAUAGGACCCGAUAUGAAAUAUAUACAUAUACAUCAAAA
This is a messenger RNA of Cephus cinctus (wheat stem sawfly), 4638 nucleotides long. RefSeq names its product integrin alpha-PS1 (gene mew). Gene Ontology annotation, molecular function: integrin binding. Gene Ontology annotation, cellular component: integrin complex; external side of plasma membrane. Gene Ontology annotation, biological process: cell-matrix adhesion; integrin-mediated signaling pathway; cell-cell adhesion. Lineage: Eukaryota; Metazoa; Arthropoda; Insecta; Hymenoptera; Cephidae. Bases 719 to 3604 code for a protein of 961 amino acids. The transcript has 15 exons. The record is from RefSeq and is a predicted model, not a curated record.